AUGUCUUGCACGAUUGGCUACACGCUGCUGGCCUGUCCUAAUGCGUCUGUGCACAACAGGUGCCUUUUGUGUAGCACUAAACUCCUUGGUUGUAAAAGGUAUUCGACCGUAAUGAAUGAUGCCCCGGCGGUCACGGUCAACCGUUGGACGAUCGGAUCCUUCUGCGAGAAACAGCAGUACCAUUGCUCCAACGAAUUUAAACGUGCUGGUCGCCCGAAGGAAACGCCUCACUGCCCUCACACUCUUGUCGCAGAGAACAAUACGACUUUACCUCUAGACCGCCCUGUAAUACGAUUUACCUUGGCAUGGGGACUCGCUGUUCUUCAUCCGGCUGAUCACCGCUGGCCUUUCUGCUUCAGUGAACCUCCGUUUCCAUUUUAUUAUGUUACGAUUGAUAGACAAAAAAAACAAAACGAGCCGUUCAGCUGUAAAAUCCUUUCGGUGCCUAGCUGCCAUACCAGCCGCAUGAAGCACGAGGGCUGGGGUACUGCCAGGCUGCCCAAGCCUAGACAGGAGAAGUCGAGAUGCAGAUGCCGGGCCGGGUUCGCGGACCUUCCGCCUCUUUUGGUGGACCGGAAUCCAUAUCUAGAAAAAAAAACACUUUCGGCGCCUAACUGCCAUGCUACCCCGAGGAAGCACGAGGGCUGGGAUACUGCCAGUUUGUCUAGACAGUGGAAGUCAGAGGGUAGAGGUCGGGUUCGAACAACGGACCUUUAG
Messenger RNA from Opisthorchis viverrini, 717 nucleotides. RefSeq lists its product as hypothetical. The record is from RefSeq and is a predicted model, not a curated record. The coding region runs from base 1 to 717 and encodes 238 amino acids. The transcript is spliced from 5 exons. NCBI's taxonomy places the organism in Eukaryota, Metazoa, Platyhelminthes, Trematoda, Opisthorchiida, Opisthorchiidae.